AUGGGGAUCUAUAACGUGCGGGAGGGUGACAAGCAUGCAGACAAUGUGGUUGCGUACAUCGCUGAUGUCGAUGGCAACCUACCAUCAAAUUUCAGUGGUGUGCUCAUUCAGGCUACUAUCCACUUCUCUGUAACUCCACAAGGAAACCUAAUUGAUCCAGCAUCAUCAACCGUCCAUUCGAUAUCCUCCACAAUCCCUCUUCGAAUCCUAAUCAGCGACACAUCGCCAGUCAACUUUGCAGCAAGCCAACCACUAAAUGGAUUUGAUUCAACAUUUACCUUUGCUGAAGGUGACCCAAACAAUUACCCGCUCGAUCUGUAUCUUGUUAGUCUCGGCGUCAUUGCUACGACUGUCAACACAACCAGUAAUUCCACAAUACCUAUACCAGUCGCAAUGAUUAUCCAAGGCGCACUACAAUCAUGGCGGUUACAUUUCAAUCUCGUCGAGGAACAAUUUCAUCUCAUGACAAGUGGUAAUUUGCAGAAAUCGCCAAAUCUUACGGUAGAAGUCAUACGGUCUUAUACGACCAAGAUCUUUUCAUUCUUUACCUUGAUUGUGAUGUGGGCGUUGAGUGUUGCGAUCUUGGCGCUGGCUAUUACCUUGUGGACUCGAGAUAGGAAGGUUGAGCCUCCUACGAUUGUCGUAGCAACGUCCAUGUUGUUUUCGCUGCCAGCUAUAAGAAAUGCACAACCAGGAGCUCCACCUGUCGGUUGUACAUCCGAUGUUAUAGGAUUCUUCUGGUGUAUGCUAAUUGUGGCGACAGCAGGUACCUUAUUACAAGAAUUAAGCCAGCAAGAAUUCUUACAACUCACUCACACUAUUGUCUUUCCUCAUCACUCUCCAGCACUACUGCUUUUAAUCAACUACAUUGUAAAGUACAAGGCAGAAGCACAGGGACAACAGUCAGUCCAGGACCAACAGUUGUUCAAAUGA
Synchytrium microbalum is the source of this 933-nucleotide messenger RNA. RefSeq lists its product as uncharacterized. The transcript is spliced from 6 exons. The coding region runs from base 1 to 933 and encodes 310 amino acids. Lineage: Eukaryota; Fungi; Chytridiomycota; Chytridiomycetes; Synchytriales; Synchytriaceae. The record is from RefSeq and is a predicted model, not a curated record.